Messenger RNA from Tribolium castaneum (red flour beetle), 1049 nucleotides. It is a transcript of the gene Tcs3, whose product is annotated as Threonyl-carbamoyl synthesis 3. The transcript has 2 exons. Lineage: Eukaryota; Metazoa; Arthropoda; Insecta; Coleoptera; Tenebrionidae. The record is from RefSeq and is a predicted model, not a curated record. The coding region runs from base 1 to 1008 and encodes 335 amino acids. Gene Ontology annotation, cellular component: cytoplasm; EKC/KEOPS complex. Gene Ontology annotation, biological process: tRNA threonylcarbamoyladenosine modification.
AUGGUUAUUGCAUUGGGCUUAGAAGGCAGUGCCAAUAAGCUAGGCAUUGGGGUUAUAAAAGACGGUGAAGUGUUAGCAAACUGUAGACGAACUUACAUAACCCCACCGGGCGAAGGCUUUUUACCCAAAGAAACAGCCGAGCACCACCGAAAAAAUGUGAUAAGUGUCCUCAGAGACGCACUCAAUCAAUCGGGUGUCAAACCGGCUGAAAUCGAUGUUAUUUGCUACACCAAGGGCCCCGGCAUGGGGGCCCCUUUGGCUAGCGUUGCAGUGGUUGCCCGGACCUUGGCCCAGCUGUGGGAUAAACCGCUGCUGGGCGUCAAUCAUUGCAUAGGCCACAUUGAGAUGGGGCGCCUUAUUACAAAAGCCACAAACCCGACCGUUCUCUACGUCAGUGGGGGCAACACGCAAGUGAUAGCGUAUUCCAGGCAUAAAUACCGAAUUUUUGGUGAAACUAUUGAUAUUGCUGUGGGAAAUUGUUUAGACCGCUUUGCCCGGGUUUUGAAACUUCCGAAUGACCCAAGCCCGGGCUACAACAUCGAACAAAUGGCAAAAAAGGGGAAAAAAUUCAUUGAAUUGCCAUACUGUGUGAAAGGGAUGGACGUUAGUUUUUCGGGAAUUUUAACAUUUAUGGAAGAGAGAGCCGAGAAAUUUCUCAAACAGGGGUAUUCCCCUGAAGAUUUAUGUUUCUCUCUUCAAGAAACUUUGUUUGCAAUGUUGGUGGAAACGACUGAACGUGCGUUAGCACAUUGUGAUUCUCGGGAGGUUCUUAUUGUGGGGGGCGUGGGCUGUAAUGAGAGAUUACAGGAAAUGAUGAAGCAAAUGUGUGAAGAGCGAGGGGCGAAGCUGUUUGCGACCGAUGAGCGAUUUUGUAUUGAUAAUGGGGUGAUGAUAGCACAGGCUGGGUAUGAAAUGUUCAAAUCGGGCACUAGGAUGAAGUGGGAGGAGUGUUUUAUUACUCAGAGGUAUCGAACCGAUGAGGUUGAAGUCACUUGGCGUGUAGAUUAAUGAAUUAAUUGUAUUUUUGUGGAAUAAAGAUUUGAAUUGUU